CCCGCCCACAGCAUCAGCACCAGCACUUCUCCCGGGAGGGGAGUUGCAGAGACAAAGAGGCAUCAGUUGGUCUGCCCCCUUGCCCACCUCUUCCUUCUCAGGGCCAAGCGCCUUUGCUUCGUGACAUCUUCAGGUGGAGAAGGGAAGAGGUUCUUCCAUCCUGAUGGAGCCAAGAGUGAAGAUGGAGGCGCCAAGCCAGACCAGCCCUGAAGGGGGAAGAGAGCCCAAUGAAAUGUGGGGCAGGAGGAGUGUUGGGUUCCCAGGCGGAAUGGGUCAGGAUACCCUGGAGGAGAAGGCCUUCAGUGCAGACCUUCAUUGCCAAUGCUUCCGGCAUUUCCGCUAUGAGGAGACACAGGGUCCCCGAAAGGUUUGCAGCCGCCUCCACUCUCUCUGCCGCCUGUGGCUGAAGCCCGAGCGACACUCCAAGGCAGAGAUGCUGGACCUGGUGAUCCUGGAGCAGUUCCUGGCUGUCCUUCCUGCGGAGAUGGAGCGCUGGGUGAGGGAAUGUGGGGCAGAGACCAGCUCCCAGGCCGUGGCCUUGGCUGAAGGCUUCCUCCUGAGUCGGGCCCAAGAGGAGAAGGUGCUGCAGGAAGAGCAGCAGGAGAGAGAGGUCCUUCAAGCCCAGGAGGCCCCACCAGGCAUCAGCCAGGGCUUCCCUUCCAGGUGGAUCAAGAUGGAGGAGGAAGAGGACACAAGAGCUACUCCACCAGGUGGAUUAUGA
This is a messenger RNA of Anolis sagrei ordinatus, 721 nucleotides long. Lineage: Eukaryota; Metazoa; Chordata; Lepidosauria; Squamata; Anolidae. The record is from RefSeq and is a predicted model, not a curated record.